AUGGAAUCGUCAUAUCAGAUGGAUACUUCAUGUGCACGAUGUCAAGAACUUCCAGAAGUACGGUCAAAAGUCGUACGUGUCUUUGUUAGUUCAAUAUUUUCAGGUGGGGUAUAUUAUACACUUAGUGAACGAGAUUCAUUAAUUGAUAAUGUCUUUCCAAAAUUAAAAGAUUAUUGUCGUGAAAAAUAUGGUCUUGAAUUUCAAUAUUCGGAUAUGCGAUGGGGCAUUGAAAAUGAGUCGACCGAUAAUCAUAGUGAAGUUGCAACUUGUCUUAAUGAAAUAAAAUUAUGUCAGAAAUAUUCAGUGGCUACCAAUUUUGUGGUCCUAUUAAGUCAUCGUUAUGGUUCACGACCAACACCAGCUACUAUUCAUGCAUCACUUUUUGAACGAUUGCAACAAAUUGUUGUUUCUGAUUUGAAUUUAACCGAGGAUGCUGAACUACUUUCUCAAUGGUAUCAAUUAGAUACGAAUUGUAUACCGGCUGCUUAUAUUCUUCGCCCAAUUUCGUCAAUGUUAUCAAACAUAAAAUCAGCAGAAUUAGAUGAAAUGAAAAAAGUUGCAAAAGAAUGGACAAAAAUAAAUAAUCGUAUUCGAACGUGUUUGCGACAAGCAGCAGUCAAAUGUUUUGAACAAGGUCAAAUCAAUGCAAAUGAAUAUGAUGAUUUUUUUAUAUCAGUUACCGAAAAGGAAAUAGUCAAUGGAAUUCUAUCAGUACCCAAUGCUAAUGAACGUACUUUAUGUUUUCUACGUAAAAUCGAUGGUAUUUAUGAUCAUUUAUCAGAUAGUAAAGCAUCGAGAUUUAUUGAUUUAUAUUAUUCCGAUGAUGGAAAACCUAUUAUUGAUCAUGAAGCUGAACAGUUACUCAAUCGUUUGAAAUGUACAUGUAUUCUAAAUGCAUUACAAUCCAAUAAUAUAUAUGCAUAUACUGUACAUUGGACACAAAAUGGUAUCAAUCGACAUGAUCAUGCUGAAUACAUAUCGAAAUUUAAUGAUGAUUUCUACGAUGCAAUAAAACAAUAA
Molecule: messenger RNA, 1020 nt
Organism: Rotaria sp. Silwood2
Lineage: Eukaryota; Metazoa; Rotifera; Eurotatoria; Philodinida; Philodinidae
Source: the annotation of a GenBank genome assembly